Messenger RNA from Leptosomus discolor (cuckoo roller), 2879 nucleotides. Lineage: Eukaryota; Metazoa; Chordata; Aves; Leptosomiformes; Leptosomidae. The record is from RefSeq and is a predicted model, not a curated record.
CACAAAAGCAAAGUGCUUCGGGAUGGCCCUGGGCCCUCGGUGACAGGAGCCCCGAGUGCCCCGUCCCCGGGGGCAAGACGCAGGGACACCAUGGGCAGCAAGGAGCGCUUCCACUGGCAGAGCCACAAUGUCAAGCAGAGCGGCGUGGACGACAUGGUCCUGCUCUCCAAGAUCUCCGAGGAGGCCAUCGUGGAGAACCUCAAGAAGCGUUUCAUGGACGAUUACAUCUUCACCUACAUCGGGCCGGUGCUCAUCUCCGUCAACCCCUUCAAGCAGAUGCCGUACUUCAGCGACCGGGAGAUCGAGCUGUACCAGGGGGCGGCUCAGUAUGAAAAUCCCCCCCAUAUCUACGCCCUGACCGACAACAUGUACCGCAACAUGCUGAUCGACGGGGAGAACCAGUGCGUCAUCAUCAGCGGAGAAAGCGGGGCCGGGAAAACGGUGGCAGCGAAAUACAUCAUGGGCUACAUCUCCAAAGUCUCCGGGGGUGGCGAGAAAGUGCAGCACGUGAAGGACAUCAUCCUGCAGUCCAACCCGCUGCUGGAAGCCUUCGGAAAUGCCAAAACCGUCCGGAACAACAACUCCAGCCGCUUUGGGAAGUACUUCGAGAUCCAGUUCAGCCGGGGCGGUGAACCUGACGGGGGGAAGAUCUCCAACUUUCUGCUGGAGAAGUCACGAGUGGUGAGCCAGAACGAGUGCGAGAGGAAUUUCCACAUCUACUAUCAGCUCAUCGAAGGGGCGUCCCAAGAGCAGCGGCAGAACCUGGGCAUCAUGAGCCCGGAUUAUUACUACUACCUGAACCAGUCGGACACGUACCAGGUGGAGGGCACGGACGACCGCAGCGACUUCCAUGAGACCAUGAACGCCAUGCAGGUCAUCGGCAUCCGGGGCGAGGACCAGCAGCUGGUGCUGCAGAUCGUGGCGGGGAUCCUCCACCUGGGAAACAUCAGCUUUCGGGAGGAAGGCAACUACGCUCGGGUGGAAAACGCUGACUCCCUGGCCUUCCCUGCCUACCUGCUGGGGAUCGACCAGGACCGCCUCAACGAGAAGGUCACCAGCAGGAAAAUGGACAGCAAGUGGGGCGGCCGCUCCGAGUCCAUCACCGUCACCCUCAACGUGGAGCAGGCGGCCUACACCCGGGACGCCCUGGCCAAGGGGCUCUACGCCCGCGUCUUCGACUUUCUCGUGGAGUCUAUCAACCGGGCUAUGCAGAAGCCGUACGAGGAGUACAGCAUUGGGGUGCUGGACAUCUACGGCUUCGAAAUAUUCCAGAAAAACGGCUUUGAGCAAUUCUGCAUUAACUUUGUGAAUGAGAAGCUGCAGCAGAUCUUCAUAGAGCUGACCCUGAAGGCAGAGCAGGAGGAAUACGUGCAGGAGGGGAUCAAGUGGACCCAGAUCCAGUACUUCAACAACAAGGUGGUGUGCGACCUGAUAGAGAACAAGCUGAACCCCCCCGGGAUCAUGAGCGUCCUGGACGACGUCUGUGCCACCAUGCACGCCACCGGCGAGGGGGUCUCCUACGACGUGAACGGCUUUUGCGAGCGCAACCGGGACGUGCUCUUCACCGACUUGAUCGAGCUCAUGCAGAGCAGCGAAUACGGUUUCAUCCGGAUGCUUUUCCCAGAAAAGCUUGAUUCUGACAAAAAGGGACGACCGACUACCGCAGGCUCCAAAAUCAAGAAACAGGCUAACGACCUGGUGAACACGCUAAUGAAGUGCACGCCACACUACAUCCGCUGCAUCAAGCCCAACGAGACCAAGAAACCUCGGGAUUGGGAGGAGAGCAGGGUGAAGCACCAAGUCGAGUACCUGGGGCUGAAGGAGAACAUCCGGGUGCGCCGGGCCUACGCCAUCCUCACCCCCGAGACGUGGCCGUCCUGGCGCGGCGACGAGCGGCAAGGGGUGCAGCACUUGCUGCGCUCCGUCAACAUGGACCCAGACCAGUACCAGAUGGGUCGGAGCAAGGUGUUUGUCAAGAACCCCGAGUCGCUCUUCCUCCUUGAAGAGAUGCGGGAAAGGAAAUUUGACGGCUUCGCCCGGGUGAUCCAGAAGGCCUGGCGCCGGCACGUUGCCAUCCGAAAGUAUGAGCAGAUGCGAGAGGAGGCCUCCAACAUCCUCUACAACUUCAAAGAGCGGAGGAGGAACAGCAUCAACAGGAAUUUCGUGGGUGAUUACCUGGGCAUGGAGGAGCGGCCGGAGCUGCGCCAGUUCCUGGCCAAGCGGGAGCGGAUAGACUUCGCCGACUCCAUCACUAAGUACGACCGGAGGUUCAAGCCCAUCAAGCGGGACUUCAUCCUCACCCCCAAAUACUUCUACCUGAUCGGGCGGGAGAAGGUGAAGAAAGGUCCUGAGAAGGGGCAGAUCAAGGAGGUGCUCAAGAAGAAGGUGGAGCUCCAGGCGGUGAGCGGCGUCUCGCUGAGCACCAGGCAGGAUGAUUUCUUUAUCCUGCAUGAGAACGAUGCCGACAAUUUCUUGGAGUCCAUCUUCAAGACGGAGCUGAUCAGCCUGUUGUGCAAACGCUACGAGGAGCUCACCCGCACCAAGCUGUGCCUCUCCUUCAAGGACACACUACAGUUUCGGGUGAAGAAGGAGGGCUGGGGCGGUGGCGGCACCCGCAACGUCACCUUCGUCAGAGGACAGGGCGACAUGGCCACCCUCAAAUCCGGAGGCAAAACCCUUAUGGUCAGCAUUGGGGAUGGGCUCCCCAGGAACGCCAAGCCCACGAGGAAGGGGGGGACGCAGAGCAGAGGUGGCAGCAGAUGUCCGGUGCCCUCCCGAGACGCCCCACCGGUACCCAGAGGCGCCUGCAGGAAUGGGGCACCCCAGUUCCCACGCGGUGACGGCCGGGCUCAGCGGGACACCUACAUGGAGCCCCAGAA